Zea mays is the source of this 894-nucleotide messenger RNA. RefSeq lists its product as uncharacterized. NCBI's taxonomy places the organism in Eukaryota, Viridiplantae, Streptophyta, Magnoliopsida, Poales, Poaceae. The transcript is spliced from 2 exons. The coding region runs from base 12 to 749 and encodes 245 amino acids. The record is from RefSeq and is a predicted model, not a curated record.
AAGGAGAGGUGAUGCGCACAAUAGAGUCCAAGAGACUAAUGGGACAGAAGAUGCGUUGUGGAUCUCAGCUCGUCGAUUCGUACAUUAACGAUCACAUACGCGACAUGCGUAGGGCCGCGAAAUAUGCCUUUUAUGACAGCCCGAAGCGUGCAGAGUAUAGGAGGUUGAAGGCGGCAGAUGAGAAGAGAGCACAGGAUACAAGGGAAUGGAAAGCGGCUCGAGCCGAGAAACAGAUGUUGGAUAAUCUUGCUGAUCGCCUCAAGGGAAAGAUUGGAUGUGGCGUAAACUAUUUGGCGGAUGAGGCGCAUGCAAGAUAUGUUCAGGAUAAAAUGGCGACUGUUGAGCUGAUGGAAGAGGAGGAGGACGACACAUCUAGAUUGAGUGAGCUUAUCGCUCUCGCAGAGGCAGGAUUACAUAGAGAAGAGGAGGACGACACAUCAAGGUUGAGUGAGCUCAUCACACUAGCUGAGGCAGGAUUACGUGCUCAAGAGGAAGAGGACGAGUUUAUGUCUCAGGCCGCCGAAGAGGUAGAGGCGGCUUAUUACAAGCAGAAGUCUGAUGAGGUUGAGGCUGAGGCUGAGGAUGAGCUAUUCUCCCAAGCUGCAGAUGAAGCAGAAGCCAAUCAUUACAAGAGAACUGUUGACAAGUGUGAUGCAGGACAAUGCAGCAAGUGGAAUGAGGUUGUCGUUGAGGAUUGCGCGACGGAGGACUCCGAAGAUGAGUUACUUAUAGAUUGUGAUUCUGAUUGAAGAAACUUGUAGCCUGUUAUGUAGUAUUUUCAUAUCCAAAAUAAUUUAGAACUCUACUUGAAUAUCCAAAAUAGUUUAGAACUCCGAAGAUGAGUUACUUAUUGCUUGUCAUGUUUUUUACAAUUCACAAAAAAAAUUCGCGAGA